This is a messenger RNA of Macrobrachium nipponense, 2184 nucleotides long. RefSeq lists its product as uncharacterized. The record is from RefSeq and is a predicted model, not a curated record. The transcript has 2 exons. NCBI's taxonomy places the organism in Eukaryota, Metazoa, Arthropoda, Malacostraca, Decapoda, Palaemonidae. The coding region runs from base 474 to 893 and encodes 139 amino acids.
CUUUUACCCUAGAGGUCAUGCGAUGUAUGACGUCAUCAAGUCAUUUAAUAUAUUAUAUACCUUUAAGCCAAUGUUCAUUAGGCCUCAGUCAGUCAGUGACCUCGAAGGUGGAAGGUUGCACGUCGUCGCGUCUGAGUUUGCGCUGGUUUCGAUAGCUGAGAUCAAAACCUUCUGAAACCCGCCUGACAAACAAUGUCAAGAACCUUGGUGACCUACUCGAUCCUACAGGGCAUGAAAUGCAGUUACUGCGGGAAGCUGUACGUGAAACCGCGCUGCCUUCAGAACCACAUCAUUCUGCGACAUUCCAUCUCGAUCAGCUUGCCCCCCAUCCAUAAAGAGACCUGCUGUGUAGGGGGAGUUGGAGGAGGAGGACACAACAUCACUAGUCGUCACGUCCUGCGCGAGGUGCAGAACUUCCACGGUACCGCCCCCAGCGGACCUGCCCUUCUAUCGAGAGGGACGCUUCCGCGGUGAUGUGUUUACAACCGACAACGGACGUUGCCGUUGUCAACUCCGCGUUGUCACAGCGUCAGCACCACCACAGCAGCGAGAGGGAGAGGAACCCCAUUUUAUCCAUCGAUAUCCUGGGUCUCUGCGCGGACGAAUUGUAUCCCCCAGACCAGGAAAAGCAAGAGCUCCCUUCAGAGGAGGGACCUUCGCCAGGAGAGCCCGAUCGAAAACAGGAGCCCGGGGAGAAGUCCUUCUUAGAUGUCUUAGACGCGAUCGACUUCGACGAGAAGGAAAACGGCGGGGAAGUGGACGAGAAGAACAUUGACAUUGCACCGUCGGCAGUUCCACCGGUAUUCUCGGCCCCACCGGAAGUGAUGACGGAAGACGACUCGCAAUUCUUCGAAAAGAUCACGUGCAUCGAGGACCUGUGCAAGUUCGAGUAGGCCCGGGCAACUCAUUAGAAAAACAGACGCGGGUCAAUAUAAAGAAUAUUGUUUGCAGAACUCUUAAGUUAAGUCUAAUAUGGUAUUAGAGCUUUUAAGAAAGGCGGGUGUUGUGUCUCCCACAAGGACGAAAAAUGCUUUAUUUUUUACUUGAAAAGGAUGCCAAGGGACUUAUUAUCCUGGUAUUAAAUGCGGUGAUUAGUGUCAAUAAAAAAAACAGCUUUAACCAAUAUGUAUGUAGUGAAGUUCCCAUUUUUUUUAUAUUAUUAUUUUAACUCGUGAUUCUGAUGUUAACUUUCCUUAUAUCAUUUACCUGUUGGAGUUAUCUUCUGUACGGUCUUCAUACUAAAUCUAUUUAGAAGUGUGAAUAAAACUAAGAAAAUUAAGAGGGACGUAGUCCAAUGGGAUAUUUGAAAUCAUAUUUUUAUUUAAAGAAAGCCUUAUUUUUUCAAGGUUGUUGUAAUGUUUAUUUGUUUUAUUGUCAGUUAAAAUAGGACAAAGGAAUGAUCAGGUUCCUCCAGCAAUCUUCACAGAUAAUGCAGCUUUUCUAAAAAAAAUUUAUUUUUAUUUUUAUUUGUGUAUGAGCAUAUUCCAUACCUUUUUAAAUGGUCACAGAACCUAUGUUGUGUUUUAGCAAUAUUCUUAAAAGUGAACUGCUAUGUUUGUCUUUCGCGUGUAUUUAUAUUUAAACUAGUUACGAUAAAUAUGAUUUCACUUUGCUUGUUAAUAAUGUUCAAAAGCUGAUAACGUUAAGAGUCGAACACCUUUAGAACUGAUUAUGACGUUGAUGAGUGUUAAGGCAAAUAACUGCUAUAUCUGUUAUCGAUUGAUGCCCUUACUGCAUAAUGAUAUAGUAAUAAUAGGGAGUUUUAUAAACGUCCUAGUAAGUAUUUUAUCUAUGUGAUUAAAGUUUUAAUCAAACUGAAAGUUCAGUAAAUAGACAGGAUUUUAUUCGUCUCACGUUUUCAGUAAAAACAAUGUUAUGCUUACCAACUACAAUAUUGUCUACUUAUAUUUAUGUAUGCUUAUUCACACCUGUACUGUUACCAGUUAAAGACAUUACUUGUAUAAUACAUAAAUCUUUAUUUUUUAUCAUAUUUAUAGCGAUAUUUAGUUCAUCAAAUGGCCAGUGCUAUUAUUUUGUCUUAUCAAAAUCUUGAAAAAUAUUUUUGAAGGAAUUAUGGUUUUUGAAGAUGCUUAAGUGAGAAUGGUACUAACAAUAUAAAAUAAAAAUUGUUGUGAGAUACGCAUGUUUAAUCACCUAAUAAAAUAUAUGUAAACGCUUGACGCC